Messenger RNA from Rhagoletis zephyria (snowberry fruit fly), 2298 nucleotides. RefSeq names its product skin secretory protein xP2-like. The record is from RefSeq and is a predicted model, not a curated record. Lineage: Eukaryota; Metazoa; Arthropoda; Insecta; Diptera; Tephritidae.
AAUCGUAGCGAUUCUACAAUUCAUUCUGCUUUAUAAUUUUCUCAUAUUACUUAUAUUUAAAUUAAGUUUAAAAUUUUGUACAUUUUUGUAUUGUUUUGCAUUGGCGCCAGACUAGUGGACUAGUGCACAAGUGCUGUGAAGUUGUCAUCGUAGCUGCGCUUUGACGGUUUAUUGUGAUUAAUUUUGCUGCUGACUGAAGGAAACCCAUUACAAUGAAAUUAUUUAUCUGCUUAGCCGCGCUGCUCGUGGCCACCGCCUACGCGGGCGAUACCACCGCCAAGAAAGCCACCGUCGAAGCUGCAGCUGCCAGCUCAGCUUCAGGCAAGAAAGUACCGCUCGAGAAGAAGCUCGACAAACGCGGUCUGCUCGAACUCGGCUAUGGCUACGGUCACUCCGGACUCGAUCUCGGCUACAUUGGCCAUGGUGGCAUUGAACAUGGUAAUGGUUAUGGACUUGUAUCCGGACCCGCUACAUCUUACGGACACACCGGCUAUGCGUCAGGCGGCUAUGUGUCGGGAGGCGGUGUCGCACAUCAUCCCUUCCUCAUAAGCAAGACAGCCGAUGUACACAAAACCAUCACCAUCACCAAGGGCGUGCCAGUGCCGGUGACUGUUGAUCGUCCCUACCCGGUGGUGCAUGAGAAGCGUGUUCCCGUUGAAGUUAAAGUUCCGGUACCACAGCCCUACGAAGUGAUACGCAAGGUGCCCGUUUCGGUCAAGGAGUAUGUCAAGGUGCCAAUACAUGUGCCACAGCCCUACACCGUCGAGAAGCGUGUCGAGGUUAAGGUGCCCGUACCAGUCGAUCGUCCCUACCCAGUGAAGGUGCCAGUGCCACAGCCCUACGAAGUGAUCAAGCACGUACAAGUGCCCGUCAAAGUGCCCGUACCACAACCUUAUGAAGUUAUCAAGCACGUUCAAGUGCCCGUCAAAGUGCAAGUGCCAGUACCACAGCCCUACGAGGUCAUCCGUCAUGUACAAGUACCCGUACAUGUGCCAGUCGAUCGUCCCGUGCAAGUCACUAUACCCAAACCUUAUCCAGUGGCCGUAGAGAAACCCUACCCAGUUGUGGUAGAGAAACAGGUCAAAGUGGAGGUACCAGUGCGCGUCGACAGACCCUACCCAGUGCCAGUGGAUCGUCCUUAUCAUGUCAAGGUGCCCGUGUCAGUGCCACAGCCCUACACCGUCGAGAAACACGUGCCCUACACAGUCGAUCGCCCAGUGCCAGUGCCUGUCAAGGUGGCUAUCGAUCGUCCCUACCCAGUUCAUGUGACACGCCCAGUGCCAGUGCAUGUUGAAAGACCCGUUGCUGUGCACGUACCCGUACCAGUGGUAGCCGGACAUUCGGUGGUCGAACAUGGAAUCAGCGGUGGUGGCUAUGAUGGCGGCUAUGGACAUGAUGGCGGUUAUGGGCAUGGUGGCUUCUCAUCCAGCGGCUACGAUUUCUCGUCCAGCGGACACGGCUACGCACAUAAAAAGAAGUAAGCCAUUGGACGUUGGGAUACAGCGCGCGGCUACUUCUACGAUUACUGUGUAUAUGAUUUCAGCAACGAGGGCGGAAUGAAUUUUAGUUUUAAUUAUGAAAUUAUAAGGAGGAAGUUGUGGCAAAAGCGACUUCGAAAAUUUAGUGAGAAAGAAAAAACAUAAAAACGAGUAGAAAAUUUUAGAUUUUCGCAAAGGAACGAACAAAUUGGAAAUUGAGGAAUCUUAAUGACAAAGGCUAAGGCACAGAGAUGGCGCAUAAUGUAUUUUAAAAUACCGAGACCGAUUUCGCUGUGGCGGAAAAGUAGUAGAAGGAAGUAGUGCUAAGUGACUACCUAAAAGUAAACGAAAAUUAAAUUCAAUUAAAGUCACUUGCGCUUAGAGAAAAAAGUUCGCAACAACACUAAAAUAAUCUCAUUUCUGGCCAUAUAAAUUUUCAAGAGUAUUUUAGAUGUAAAAAUUUUUCUUGCUCCCUCAAAUUCAAAUUUUCUUCCUCGGCGAAAAUCGCUCUUUGGCUGCUGUGUAUGUAAACCCUGCCACUUAUUUAGUUUUAAGUAUUUACAACUUAUGUAAAUUAUUUAGCAAAAAACAAAGAUGGCUUCUUGUCUAGGACAACACUCAACUAGCUGCUUAUAUUUAAAGAAAUCCACUCUUAAUAAUAUAAAUGGUUUAGUUGUGUCUUUGAGUUGUCAGUAGACUCCCCCAAAACCCAAUUAGAACUGAAAGAUAAUGAAUUUUUUUGCAGUGUGUACACUUUAAGGGGAGAAAGCUCAAACGCUUGUGAUAAAUCAUGAGUAGUGAAAAGCACUUCAAAAGCCCU